Daldinia vernicosa is the source of this 1366-nucleotide messenger RNA. RefSeq lists its product as uncharacterized. The coding region runs from base 213 to 875 and encodes 220 amino acids. The record is from RefSeq and is a predicted model, not a curated record. NCBI's taxonomy places the organism in Eukaryota, Fungi, Ascomycota, Sordariomycetes, Xylariales, Hypoxylaceae. The transcript is spliced from 3 exons.
UGGGGUAAGAGCAACAUAAGGAGGUUUGUAAAUUAGAUAUCAUCCUGCGGCUGUCUUGUCGGUUUUUGUUUUUGUUUUUUUUUAUUCUUCUAUCUCUAUUUCGUCCUUCGUUCGGCUUUCGGCUUUCGUCUCUUGCUAGUAUUAACUUACUAGUUAUCCCCUACCGCUACUCCACGAUAGACGAGACCGUAUUGUACCUAACCGUAGACGCCAUGGCCAAGCACGACUAUCCGUACAAGAAGAGUAUCAACGUCACCGCUUGGAUCUUGCAGAUAUUGGUGUGCUUAGUGCUUAUAUCUGCGUCGGCGUGGUUGUUAUGGAUUUCAGAGAACAGAAACCUCGACGAUAUCUUGGGUGAUUAUCAAGGACUUUUCACUGCCUCCGCUGGCGUUCAGAUCGCCAUUGCCGGUCUUACUAUCGUCAUGAACAUAGUCGAGAUCAUCCUAAUCUCCAAGAAGCGAAUGCCGCCGGCGUUGUUCCUCACGAGCGCUUGCAUCAAGACCACAAUCUGGGGUAUCGUAUUCAUACUGAAGGUGAUCGCGCUCUCGGUUCUCUCCAUCAUCCUGGUUAUAAUCCUACUUGCGACGUCCUUGACGCAGCUUAUCCAUGCGGCGAUCAUUGUCCACCGCAAGCGACGCGGCACCCUAAGGGGCGGCAAAUACGCACCCGCGAUCAACCCGCAGGGCUUCGAGGAGGGAGUAUACGCCCAGCCGGCGCCGGGGUAUUACUACCCGCCCCCCACCAACACCGAGUACAAAUCGCCCGCUGCAUCGCCGCCGCCGCCAUCUCAGCAUGGAUACGCGGCAGUGGAUGCCUACCCGCCGCAAAUGCCCACGGGCACCUAUGAGCUCGACAGCCGAGGCCGGGAUUUGUAGGGAAAAGUACUGGGCAUAAAAAGGCUUGUUUAUAUUCUCUGAUAUAUUGCAUAUUAAGGAUGCAUUGUUUGUUGUCUGCUUCGUGUGUGUUUGGUUGGUUGGCUGGGCUCGGUUAAGCUCAGCCUAUUUGGCCGUUAAAAGGCACCUAAUGAUACCUGUGCUGCAUUUAGAAGUCUCGCAUUGGACAUGGUAGCGGUUAUGAUUAUCCAUAUAAAUAAAUUCAUUAGAACGGGGUGCUCACAUAAGCCCUUACAUCAAAGCUUCGACGUACGUAUAAUGAUUGCACUGAUUGUGAAGGAGAUGGGCGUUUAGCACGAGGUUCAUGCACGUGGGGGCCAUACCAUAUAUAUUUAUAUGUCGGUACCUGUAUCGAAGUCCCUAACUUCAGAGGUGUGUAGUGUAAUGUCGUAUCGUGGAUAGCAACCCCGUAGGCUUGAGUGAUAUGAUAUGGAGGUUGGGGAAUAGGAAAUGUUACCAAUCUGAGACAUUCG